Sesamum indicum (sesame) is the source of this 1463-nucleotide messenger RNA. It is a transcript of the gene HCA2, whose product is annotated as Dof-type zinc finger DNA-binding family protein. Lineage: Eukaryota; Viridiplantae; Streptophyta; Magnoliopsida; Lamiales; Pedaliaceae. Gene Ontology annotation, biological process: regulation of DNA-templated transcription. Gene Ontology annotation, molecular function: DNA-binding transcription factor activity; DNA binding. The record is from RefSeq and is a predicted model, not a curated record.
UCAGUCCCACCACACCCCACUUUUUCUUCCUUCUUAUUCACAAUGCACCUCCACCCCCUGCAUUUGCAAUCUCACACCCACACCCUCUCUUCCUCUUCUACAUUUCUAAGUACCAAAUAGGGUUGGAAGACUGAGUUCUUGUCAAAGUCGAUGGGCAUUACUUCUCUGCAAGUUUGCAUGGAUUCAUCGGACUGGCUCCAGCAGGGUACAAUUUCCGAGGAAGGCACAGGAAUGGAUUCGUCACCGAUCACAACACCGUCAGGAGACGACAGCAUCCUCGCAUGCAGCAGACCGUUGAUCGAGAGGCGACUGCGGCCGCCCCAUGAGCAGUCCCUGAAAUGUCCCCGCUGCGACUCCACCCACACCAAGUUCUGCUACUACAACAACUACAGCCUCUCCCAGCCCAGAUACUUCUGCAAGACCUGCCGCCGUUACUGGACCAAAGGCGGCACCCUCCGCAACAUCCCCGUCGGCGGCGGCUGCCGGAAAAACAAGAAGGUCUCCUCCUCAAAAAAACCCUCCUCGUCUUCAUCCUCCGAUCACCAAAUUCACCAGAACCACUCUUCAUCAUCUUCGUCGUCUCCGUUAAUCCUCAACCAAUCACCAAUGCUGCCAUACAACAACAUCCCCUCGUCGUCUGAUCAUCUCCAGCUCGGUAACUAUCCCGAUCAUCACCAUCAUCAGCUCCAGUUCUCAUCGUCGCUGGGGCUGCUGGCACCCAAUCCCACCCCGAUCGACUUCAUGAUGGAGAACAAAUACGACGACGCUUUCAUGGGGAAUGGUGGGAUUAUGCCUGGACAGAGCUUCGCUGCAGAUUUUCAUGGCAUUUGCUCCCCUUUCGGCUUCUCUUCUCUUGAUCACGGGAUUAAUUCCGCUGCGGCGGGGAGCAGUGUUCUCGAGAGUUGCCAGAGGCUGAUGCUGCCGUACGAUGAGAAUCACGGUCAUCAUCUGGAUCAUCAGAACCACCACGAGAUUCAUGAUGUGAAGCCAAAUGCCAAGAUCUUGUCGCUUGAAUGGCAUGAUCAGCAGCAGGCUUGUAACCCUGAUGCAGGGAAGGACACAUUCGGGUAUAAUUUUGGCGGGCUCGGAUCCUGGACCGGGUUGAUGAAUGGAUACGGAUCUUCAGCGACGAAUCCAUUGGUUUAAAGUUUUAUCUAAUGUUAAUUAAUUACUAUAUAAGUAAUCACGAGUGUUGAGAACUUGCGUAGGUAGGGUUAAUUUGGUGAUGUUGGAUGCAUGGGGAGGUUAAUUAAUUAUAAUUAAGCAUGAAAUGAGAGGGUAAUUAGGGUAGAUUAGUGAACCUAAUUAUGAGGUUAUCUUUUGUUUUUCUGCUAUUUUAAUUGGCUUAAUUAGUAGGUGAGUGUGGAAAGGGGAUUGUGGAAGUCUUCGAGUAUGAUUAUAAUUAAUGUAAUUAAGUGCUUUAAUCUUUAUCAUUAAUGCAGAUAAUUAUCUUUUCCUGUGUU